Molecule: messenger RNA, 453 nt
Organism: Alternaria arbusti
Lineage: Eukaryota; Fungi; Ascomycota; Dothideomycetes; Pleosporales; Pleosporaceae
Exons: 5
Coding region: 1-453 (150 amino acids)
Biological process (GO): translation
Cellular component (GO): ribosome; cytosolic large ribosomal subunit
Molecular function (GO): structural constituent of ribosome
Source: RefSeq, a predicted model, not a curated record
AUGGCCACCACUAUCUCGCACGAUCUUGCCUGGGAGGUUACCAAGGGACGCAGCUCCACGCUCGUCAAGAGGGCGAACGGUGUCCAGUUCUCGCGCGAUCCUCUUAACCUGAGGAACGUCUACAGCCGCAAGAACGAGGGCUCCAUUGCCAACAAGGCUAUCGGUGUUAUUCCCGGCCCCGAGGGUGGUGUCACUCUUCUCAUCAAGAAGGCCGACAAGCACCACCAGCCCGCAUCUGCCAUCCAGACCACCACCUUCGGCCCCAGCAGGUCCACCCGCAAGACAUACUCCGCCAUCGUCAACUCCACCACCAAGCGCAACUACCGCCCCGACCUCCGCCAGGACGCCGUCGCUAAGGCCUCCGCCAUCCGCAAGAGCCAGAGGCCCGUCAAGGAGUCCAAGCCCACCAAGGCCAGGGGUGCCAAGGCUCAGGCCGCUGCCACCGAGGCAUAG